Pocillopora verrucosa is the source of this 1704-nucleotide messenger RNA. Its product is annotated as ankyrin repeat domain-containing protein 45-like. NCBI's taxonomy places the organism in Eukaryota, Metazoa, Cnidaria, Anthozoa, Scleractinia, Pocilloporidae. Gene Ontology annotation, cellular component: nucleus. The record is from RefSeq and is a predicted model, not a curated record. Gene Ontology annotation, molecular function: protein binding.
CAAAAAUUGUCAGUAGUAAGAGCUAAGCGUAAGAAUGGGCAAGGAAUUGUUUGAAAUCGCGGCUAAGGGAGAUGUUGACAGACUUCGGGAGCUUUUUGAUGACCCGGAGAGUGUAUACGCUACAGAUCCGGCGCAGGCUUUAAAUAAAAGAGAUAAAGAUGGCAAAUCAGCAUUGGACAUUGCAGCUAUGUUAGGACGCAAAGAACUCGUUCGAGAACUUGUGGAACGCGGAGCAGAAAUCAAUAGUCAGACCAAGAAAGGUUAUACAGCCUUGCACAGAGCAGCAUCUUGGGGACACCCUGAGUGUCUGAGAGUUCUGGUUGCAAAUGGAGCUGAUCUACAGUUACGAAAUGCUCAUGGUGAAAGGGCCAGAGAAGCUGCUGCCCGUUAUCAGAAAGACUCUUGCGUAGACUAUCUAGAUAGAGCAGAAGCUCAAAAAGCCCUCUUAUCUGUUAUAACUGCAACCAAGGAUACAAUAUCUGAUCCAGAGAAGCACAUGGGUCGAUUCACACGUGAGGACAAGCUGAGUGGUAACCGUUUCUGUGAUGAGAAGAAUGACUGGUUAGAAUCCCACAAAGAACAUGCGACAGUUGAAGAGAUCUACAAACAGAAACAAGAAUUAGAGGAGCUUUUAAAACCCAUGUUAAGCAAACUGGAAGAAACAGGUUUGAAUGUGGUCAAGCCAACUCAGUCACGACGUGCUUAGCUUUUGCCCAGUUCCUCUACCUAGCUGGGUUUCUGGCCAGUGAGAUGAAGAUUUUUUUGCCAAAGAUGUCAAGAAUGUAAAAAAAUGAGGCCAUACUUUCAGCUAAGUAUACCUUAUACUAAUGGUCUUGAGUGCUCAUAAGUCCCCUCGGUUUUUAAAAUCAGGCACUACUAUUUGCUCUCUAAGUAAGAGAGUUGUAUUUUUUAAUCAGCUAAGUCUUAGUGCAUAUCAUAGACAUCAGCCACGUUAUCACGGUAUUAGUCAAGUUUUUUGUCUUACAAAGGACAUAACAUUUUUAUGCGUUGUGAAUGAGUUGCCAGUAAUGAGUUAAGGCGAGAACGAGGUGUGUGCGAGGUGGGCGUGAGGGGCCUCACGCGUGAGGGCCUUACGCGCAAGAGGAAUAGUUCUUUCCCUCGCGCAUGCUUCUUUCCUCGCACUCUCCUCGAUUUUCACCUUUAAUUUCCGGAAAAAAGCAAAACAAACCUUCUGCUAGUUCUACUACCAAAAAAGUUGGUCACAUAACGCGCAUUUAAAUUUCCUGGCAAUUAUUGCGUGAUAUUCUUAAAUAAGAUUGGAAACAAUAAUACAAUCACACCAUCGGCCGUUUUCUUCAGAGUAAGGGAUUAUAACUUGAUCACCAAAUAAAUUUGAGAAAUUCACAUCUAAGGCAAGGGCUACUGUUACACUUGUGUUACCCUUGCUUAUGUGGUUGUACAAGAUCAUGUAGGAAGAUUGCUUUAGUUAAUUUCUCUGAUUGAGCCAAACUUUUUGGAUUCAUAAGGUUAAAGCUGUAACGGAGGUUUGGAUAUCUGUGUUAUUUAACAAAUAAGACAACAAGCUGUCCUGUAACUCCAAACUUAGAAGGGCCUUUUAAUGUCUUACAGAAGGAAAGUGUCAUAUAAUACAGGAAAGUGCAAUUUUUGUAAAAAAUAUAUAUAUAUCUAUGUAAGAUAAAUAUGUUCUGUCUGAUGCAUAACAAUGAUGCAAUAAAUGUAAUG